UGCUAGUUUUCGGGAGUGAAACAAGCCCAGAGCAAUUUCUCUUAGGCUCUGAAGCCUGGACAUUUCCCAGGCCUCGGGUCGUCCCUGCCUAAGGCGGGUGCAGAGGGAGCUCAUAAACCUCGCUAAGCCAGAGGGGGUGGGAACCACGGUAGCUUUAAAGGGCGGUUCUCUGGGAGCUUGGGGCACAGGGCGCAGCUGCCCGCGCGGGGUCCCCGGAAGCGCCAGUGGGUGCGCAUCCUCUCGGCUGGACCAGCGAAGGAGCGGUUGUUGGGCCCCUCCCGACUAAGGCACUGGGCCUGGAACUCACCACCACCACCCCGCGUCGCCGCGGAGAUGGCGCGUGAGGUGACUGUGCCCAAGCCCCGAGAGUCCCAUCCCUGCAUCCCGCAUCUCUCCGGGGAGAGCAUGGAGCUUCCAGAGCCCGAGCUGAUCCGGCAGAGCUGGCAGGCGGUGAGCCGCAGCCCUCUGGAACAUGGCACUGUCCUGUUCUCCAGGCUCUUCACUCUAGAACCCAGCCUCCUGCCUCUCUUCCGGUACAACGGCCGCCAGUUCUCCAGCCCUGAGGAUUGUCUCUCCUCCCCAGAAUUCCUGGACCACAUUAGGAAGGUGAUGCUGGUAAUUGAUGCUGCAGUGACCAAUGUGGAGGACCUGUCUUCACUGGAGGAGUACCUGGCCGGCUUGGGCAGGAAGCACCGGGCUGUGGGAGUGAGACUCAGCUCCUUCUCGACAGUGGGUGAGUCCCUGCUCUACAUGCUGGAGAAGUGCCUGGGGCCUGACUUCACCCCAGCCACAAAGGCCGCCUGGAGCCAACUCUACGCAGCUGUGGUGCAAGCCAUGAGCCGAGGCUGGGAUGGGGAGUAAGCCAACGCCCUCACCCAUCUCUGUCUGUCUGUUGAUCUGUCUGUAGUCGCUCAGUCCCUCCCCCAGGGCUGCCCUGCACCUUUGGCCCUCAUCCCCUUGGCCAUCCUAGAGAGGUGAAGGGCCAGGGCUCUGGUCAACUGCAGAGGGGUGGUUUUUCCUUCCAGAGGAGACUUUGGGUUCCCCUCAUCCCCAUAGAUGCACCCCUGCAUACCUGGUUAGCACUCCCCAUGAAGCAAAAGAAGAGUUUGGGUAGUGAGGUGGCGUGGGGGUUCUUCUCAGAGAAACCUCAGCCAAGGUGAGGGCAAAGUGACUAGGCUUCUAGAACCUCCCACCUCCUCUGCUCAGUCUCUCUGAUGCUUUCCUGGCAGGCUGUUUACUUUCCAAAACUGAAGAGAAGGAGUGUGUCUGGGGACCUCAGGGCACGGGAGCAGGGAAGAUGGUGUUCUUCAGUGGCAAUGGGCACCCUGGGUCUCAGCAGCUCAGAUGCUCCAUACAAAACUCCCUAUGAUCUUGGUUCAGCAUUUCUGGUAGAAGCACCCCAGUAUUCUUUUGGGUUGGAGGAACCAAGUUGGCCAGCCAGAAUGGAGAGGCUAGCAGGGCAAGGAGGAGUGAUGUCAUGCACAUGGCCCCUGAGGUCCGGGGUUCUUCCUGCUACCCUUAUCUAGCAGAGCUGAGUCAUGUCUCCCUGCUCUUCACUCGCCACCCUCCUGCUGCCAGCUCCUAACUCUGUGUUUAACCCUUGAGGUGAACCUGUGCCUGGACAGGUGAGCGGGGGACCAUACAGUGGGAAAGGCCCUUGAUCCUGUCCCCAGCAACCCACACUUUCCUCGCUCUGUGUUGCAGUUCUAUAAGCUCACGAGAAAUAAACAUGUUCUGUGUGCUGA
Mesocricetus auratus (golden hamster) is the source of this 1745-nucleotide messenger RNA. It is a transcript of the gene Ngb, whose product is annotated as neuroglobin. The coding region runs from base 334 to 861 and encodes 175 amino acids. The record is from RefSeq and is a predicted model, not a curated record. The transcript has 4 exons. Gene Ontology annotation, molecular function: heme binding; oxygen binding. Lineage: Eukaryota; Metazoa; Chordata; Mammalia; Rodentia; Cricetidae.